UGGGAAGAAGAUAAAAAAAAGAAAAAGCAGAACACAAGAUCAAAAUUUUCUCUGUUUUUACUUUUCUAUUUCCACUGUUAUUUGUUGGCUUACCUUUUGAUCACCUUGCCCCGUAAAUCAAGAAAUCACAGCCUUCGGUCCCACUUUUACUUCAUCACUCAUUCACUAAUUUCCUCUUUAUAUACUCAUCUCUUCCCCUCCAUUCUUUCUCACAAACACUCCAUUAAUUUCUCACUCUCACCCACCAAUGGCAGUCCAUUAUUCACUCUCUCUCCUCUUUUUCUUCUCUCUCUUAUCCCCAGCUCCCGUUCUCUCUUCCCCUGUUCAAGACCCAGAACUUGUAGUUCAACAAGUUCAUAAGGCCAUACGUAAUGCGACCAUGGCACGAAGGAAUUUGGGGUAUCUCUCUUGCGGGACAGGGAAUCCAAUCGAUGACUGCUGGCGAUGCGAUCCCAAUUGGGAGAAGAAUCGCCAGAGAUUAGCGGAUUGCGCGAUCGGUUUUGGUAAAAAUGCUAUUGGUGGACGAGAUGGGAAAAUUUACGUGGUCACAGAUUCUAGCGACCACGACGCUGUUAACCCUAAGCCGGGAACUCUAAGACAUGCGGUGAUUCAAGACGAGCCGCUAUGGAUUAUUUUCCAACGUGACAUGUCGAUUCAAUUAAAAGAAGAAUUGAUCAUGAAUUCGUUCAAAACAAUCGACGGUCGAGGUGCUAGUGUACAUAUUGCUGGCGGUCCAUGCAUUACUAUACAAUUUGUCACAAACAUUAUAAUUCAUGGAUUAAAUAUUCAUGAUUGUAAGCAAGGAGGGAAUGCUUAUGUGCGGGACUCUCCACAGCACUACGGGUGGAGGACUAUAUCGGACGGCGAUGGUGUGUCCAUCUUCGGUGGGAGUCAUAUUUGGGUGGAUCAUAAUUCGUUAUCAAACUGUAAGGAUGGCUUAAUUGAUGCAAUACAUGGGUCCACGGCUGUGACAAUUUCAAACAAUUAUAUGACCCAUCAUGAUAAAGUCAUGUUAUUGGGUCACAGCGAUUCUUAUGUUCAGGACAAGAACAUGCAAGUCACUAUUGCCUUCAAUCACUUUGGUGAAGGACUUGUCCAAAGGAUGCCAAGAUGUAGACAUGGGUAUUUUCAUGUGGUCAACAAUGACUACACCCAUUGGGAAAUGUAUGCUAUUGGAGGCAGUGCAGCUCCUACAAUCAAUAGUCAAGGAAAUAGAUUUGCUGCACCUGACAUUAGAUUUAGUAAAGAGGUGACAAAACAUGAGGAUGCACCAGAAAGUGAAUGGAAGGGUUGGAAUUGGAGAUCUGAGGGAGACCUAAUGAUGAAUGGUGCAUUUUUUACCGCAUCGGGUGCAGGCGCAUCCUCGAGCUACUCUAAAGCUUCGAGUUUGAGUGCUCGACCUUCUUCACUCGUCGGUUCAAUUACUGUUAGUGCGGGCGCCCUUCCUUGUAGGAAAGGUGCUCGUUGUUAGUUACCGAUUGCUAGUAGCCGAUAGCUGAUUAUGAUUUUAGUUUUAAUUUUGAAAUUUCUGUUUUUCUUUUACGCUUAUUUAUAUCUUUUUUCGAUUAUUACAAUACAACCUCGGCCUGGUACUCUUGGAACCAUUUCGGAUUCUGGUCUUUAGAAUCUUGAUGAGUUUAAAGAGAAAUCAAGUGCAGAAGUGUUGAUAUAUACUAAUGUAUGAAAUUAUCUUUUUUCAUUUCAUAUUUAGUAAAGUAUUUAAAGUUCA
This is a messenger RNA of Mercurialis annua (annual mercury), 1729 nucleotides long. RefSeq names its product probable pectate lyase 5. Bases 248 to 1471 code for a protein of 407 amino acids. The record is from RefSeq and is a predicted model, not a curated record. Lineage: Eukaryota; Viridiplantae; Streptophyta; Magnoliopsida; Malpighiales; Euphorbiaceae. Gene Ontology annotation, molecular function: pectate lyase activity. The transcript has 4 exons.